Glycine soja is the source of this 1345-nucleotide messenger RNA. Its product is annotated as transcription factor NAI1-like. Gene Ontology annotation, molecular function: protein dimerization activity. The transcript is spliced from 4 exons. The coding region runs from base 101 to 1105 and encodes 334 amino acids. Lineage: Eukaryota; Viridiplantae; Streptophyta; Magnoliopsida; Fabales; Fabaceae. The record is from RefSeq and is a predicted model, not a curated record.
AGGUUUUGCAAUUUGCUAUAUAAGUUGCAACGCCUACUGUCUAUCAACUACGCUUAAGCAGAAGGUCUAGUCAAGGAGUUCUUCUCUCCAGGCAAUAAAAAUGGAGGAUUCAUUGGAGAAUUGGAUUUCACAGUUGGAAAUGGAGGAAUAUGAUGAUGUGUUGAAUGAAAGUCAUCAUGGCUCAUUUGAUGAGCAAGAGUUCCUAAGAGAGAUCCUUGAGGAGCAGCCAGAAAACUUGUCACCUCAAAGAGAAAACAUCUGCAGCACCAGCCCCACCAACAGCACUGUGUCCUUUGAUGAGGCAAUUAGCUUUAAUUAUGCGAGUGGCAGCACUCUCCACAAAAGCAACAGCUCCAACUCCAUCAAGUCUUUGAAAAGAUCAUCAUCAUCAAGUGUCUCACCAGCCUCCACCACCACCACCACCACCACCACAUACCUUCUCUCUUUUGAUACCUCAAUUGUUGAACCAAUCACACUUAAACCUUCCCCUAAGCUUGAUGUGGUGAAAGAUGGGUCUGAGUUUGAUGCAUUGAUGCCCCAAACCCAACCAAAGAAGAAGGUUAGAAGGUCAUGUGAGACACGGCAUCACAUAAUUGCUGAGAGGAAAAGGAGGCAGGAACUGACAGGGAGCAUUAUAGCACUUUCAGCAACUAUUCCUGGGCUCAAGAAGAUGGACAAGGCUUAUGUGCUUCGUGAAGCUGUCAAUUACACAAAACAACUUCAAGAGCGAGUUAAAGAGUUGGAAAAUCAAAACAAAGUAGAUUCAGCAACAUUCAUAAGGAAAUCUGAAGCCUCCUCAGAUAAAAACACCGGCAAUUGUGAAACGAACAAAGAAAUAUCACUAUUUGAGGUUGAAGCAAGAGUCCUAGAUAAGGAAGUACUCAUUGGAAUCCAUUGUGAGAAGCAAAAGGACAUAGUGUUCAAAAUACAUGCCUUGCUUAGAAACCUCCAUCUAUCUACAACCAGUAGCACCGUAUUGCCAUUUGGGACUUCUACUCUUAUAAUCAACAUUAUUGCUCAGAUGAAUGGCGAAUACAGCAUGACCAAGGAUGACCUAGUGAAAAAACUUAGAGAAUAUCUGUUGGAGGUGUAUGACAUGCAAUAGUGAAUUAGUGAUCCGUGCUAGUGCAUCAAGGAAGUUCUCAGUUUGUAUUAAAAAAAAAUAUCGUAUUGUACUUUAUGAUGGAUUGAGGAUGAUUUGAGAAGUUGUUGCUCCUUUGGUGAUUGGGUUUAGUUUCUUUGUUGUUGCAUAAAAUAAAAUAAAAAAAGAAGAAGAAACGACGAACAUGUUUGUUUAUUCAAAUGCUAUAUAGUAAAAAGGUAUGUCGUCUGUCUUGGUGCUUCA